Molecule: messenger RNA, 465 nt
Organism: Aureococcus anophagefferens
Lineage: Eukaryota; Pelagophyceae; Pelagomonadales; Pelagomonadaceae
Exons: 3
Biological process (GO): protein sumoylation
Cellular component (GO): nucleus
Molecular function (GO): SUMO conjugating enzyme activity
Source: RefSeq, a predicted model, not a curated record
GGCAUCGCGCGCGGACGUCUGGCCGAGGAGCGCAAGGCGGACCACCCCUUCGGGUUCUACGCGCGGCCGGGCUCGAACCCCGACAACUCGACGAAUUUGAUGCGGUGGGAGACGGGCAUCCCCGGCAAGGCGGGCACGGACUGGGAGGCCGGCCUCUACAAGGUGACCAUGGAGUUCACCGACGACUACCCGUCCAAGCCGCCCAAGUGCAAGUUCGUGCCGCCGCUCUUCCACCCCAACGUCUACCCGUCGGGCACCAUCUGCCUGUCCAUCCUCAACGAGGAGGAGGACUGGCGGCCGGCGAUCACGAUCAAGCAGAUGCUCCUGGGCAUCCAGGACCUCCUCGACACGCCGAACCCGAACUCGCCCGCCCAGAGCGACGCGUACCAGCUCUUCGUCUCCGACAAGGCCGAGUACAAGAAGCGCGUCCGGCAGGAGGCCGCGAAGAACGCGCCGCCGUCGUGA